CUUUUUUCUUAACUUUUUAGGUUAGGUUGUUUUUGGGCUGUUUGUUGGUUUGCCUUUGCUGGUGAUAAUCGGGUUUUUGAUAUGAGAUUGCUUAGCAGAUGCUUAACAGUUUACUUAUGGCUUUGAUAACUUAAUCUAUCAAAAACUGAGUUUCAUUUUUUUCUGUGAUUUUUGUUUUCUAAGUUUUUAUUAAGUAUCUUUUUUCUUUCAUCAUCAUCUUCAUCCUCAUCUUCACCAUAUUCAUAUUUCUAAUCAAACCUUUUACCAUGUCACCGGUAGUGUUCUUUUCUUCACCUUUUCUUCUCUUGACUAUUUUCUUAAUUUCAUUUGAAUCAACAUUUGCUCAAACAAGUGAACAACAAAAUCCGUGUGUAUCUCGGGAAACCUGCCAUGAAUGUAUACGAGCUGAUCCUAGUUGUGCCUGGUGCACACAACAUGGUUUCUCUGAUGAAACCAACAAAGCUAGAUGUGAUUUUUAUAAAUCUCUAAUUAAUGAGGGUUGUGAUCCUAAGAAAAUACAUUUCCCUCUUAGUGUGGUUAAUGUGACCGAGUCAAAAGAAUUCUCGGAUCAAGCUCUCUCACCUGACUCUGCGGUUCAACUUAGACCUAAACGGAUAACUCUUAAAUUACGUCCCAAUGAUACUCAGCGAUUUUACACUGAAUUUAAACAAGCCGUUGACUAUCCGGUUGACCUUUACUACCUCAUGGACCUUUCCAAAUCUAUGGAAGACGAUAAAGAUAAAUUGGGUCUACUUGGUAACAGACUGGCUGAAGAGAUGCAAAAAAUAACCAGAAACUUUAGAUUAGGUUUUGGGUCAUUUGUUGAUAAAACAGUCAUGCCAUACAUUAGUAUGGUUGAAGAAAAACGACGAGAACCUUGUAAAGGAUGUGUUGCGCCCUAUGGAUUCCGUAAUCAUAUGCCUCUAGCUGAUGAUAGCGAAAUAUUUGUGACUAAAGUUAAAGAAACCAAUAUUUCUGGUAAUCUGGAUGCACCGGAAGGUGGUUUUGAUGCUAUAAUGCAAGCAAUUGUUUGCACCAAAGAAAUUGGCUGGAGACAAGAUUCUCGUAAACUUGUCGUAUUUUCAACUGAUUCAAGUUUCCAUUAUGCUGGAGAUGGAAAGCUUGGUGGUAUAGUUAAACCUAAUGAUGGUGAAUGUCACAUGAGACAAGGUGAAUACACGGAAAGUGUUAAUCAAGAUUACCCAUCAAUCAGCCAGAUCAAUCAAAAAGUUAUGGAUUAUUAUGUAAAUCUCAUUUUUGCUGUCACUGCCAAUCAAGUUCAUAUUUAUGAAAAAUUAAGCACUUUGGUGAAGGGUUCAUCCACAGGAAUGCUUAAAAAUGACUCUUCCAAUAUUGUUGACCUUGUUAAAGCUGAAUAUCAAAAGAUUACUUCUUCUGUUGAGCUUAUUGAUGAUUAUAAAGGAGAUGAUAUUAAACUGGAAUAUUAUUCAAAGUGCCUUGGUGGUAAACUUGAGAAAACUAACAAAUGUGAUGGACUACGAGUUGGUACCGAAGUAAAAUUUGAGGUUCGAGUAACAGUCAACAAGUGUCCCGAGCUUCGUAAAAACUGGAAUCAAACUAUCCGAAUUAGUCCAGUGGGGCUUAAAGAAACUUUGGAAUUGGACGUGGAAAUUAUUUGUGACUGUGAAUGUGAACAAGAAUGGAAUAAAGAAAAAGGAAGUGAUUAUUGUGGCGGUCAUGGUACCUACGAAUGUGGAAUUUGCAAUUGCAAUGAAAAUUAUUAUGGAUCCAAAUGUGAAUGUGACUUGAAAAAUGGCGGCAUAGAAGAUGAACUGUCUUGUAAAGCGCCAAAUGACACUCGAUCAUGUACAGGUCGAGGUGAAUGUGUUUGUGGAAAGUGUAAAUGUAAUGACCCCAGUAGUCCAGAUGAAAGGAUUUACGGUAAAUACUGUGAAUGUGACAACUUCUCCUGUGUCCGUAAGAAUGGUAGAGUCUGUAGUGGCUUUGGUACCUGUGAUUGUGGUAAAUGUCGAUGUGACCCAGGCUGGAUUGGUGAUGAUUGUAGUUGUUAUGAUUCAACUGAAGGUUGCCGUGCUUCACCGGAUGAUAAAAUAUGCUCAGGUCAUGGCAAUUGUAUCUGUAACUCAUGUCAAUGUCACUUUAGUGAAGACGGCCAACCCUACACUGGACAAUUUUGUCAACUUUGCCCAACCUGUCGAACCCAAUGUGAGAAGCUUAAAGACUGUGUUCGUUGUAAAGUCCAUAAAACGGGUCCACUAACAAAAGAAGAGUGUGACUUUGGUACUAACGUAACUAAGUGUCCUUGGUCCGUGGUCGUCGUCGAUGAUUUAGAGGUAGAUGCAGAAAAGGGCGAAGUUCACUGUACCUUCAUCGAUGAAGAUGACGAUUGUAAAUAUCAAUUUAAAUACAUGAUUCAUGGUGAUGAAGAUAAUAAACGAAUUGAGUUAACUGCUCAACGAACCAAAGAUUGUCCAACACCAGUUAAUAUACUAGCCAUUGUAAUAGGAGUAAUUGUUGGUAUUGUACUUGUUGGUCUUUUAUUAUUAUUGGUGUGGAAAUUAAUUACGACGAUUCAUGAUAGCCGUGAAUAUGCUAAAUUUGAGAAGGAACGACAAAUGGCCAAAUGGGACACGGGUGGAAAUCCUAUUUACAGAGAGGCAACAACUACUUUUAAAAAUCCUACUUAUGGUGGAAAGCAAUGAAAUCGGGAAUACAAAGAUUGACAAAACUAAAGAAAUGAAGAAAAUCUUAUUUUAAUUUACUAAUAGCCUAAUCACAGUCUGUGAAUGAACU
Tetranychus urticae (two-spotted spider mite) is the source of this 2775-nucleotide messenger RNA. RefSeq names its product position-specific antigen beta subunit myospheroid (gene mys). Gene Ontology annotation, molecular function: integrin binding. The record is from RefSeq and is a predicted model, not a curated record. Gene Ontology annotation, biological process: cell adhesion mediated by integrin; cell migration; cell-matrix adhesion. NCBI's taxonomy places the organism in Eukaryota, Metazoa, Arthropoda, Arachnida, Trombidiformes, Tetranychidae. Gene Ontology annotation, cellular component: integrin complex; cell surface; focal adhesion.